Molecule: messenger RNA, 7195 nt
Organism: Spea bombifrons (plains spadefoot toad)
Lineage: Eukaryota; Metazoa; Chordata; Amphibia; Anura; Pelobatidae
Gene: CAD
Product: carbamoyl-phosphate synthetase 2, aspartate transcarbamylase, and dihydroorotase
Exons: 43
Coding region: 26-6766 (2246 amino acids)
Biological process (GO): 'de novo' pyrimidine nucleobase biosynthetic process; L-arginine biosynthetic process; L-glutamine metabolic process
Cellular component (GO): cytoplasm; carbamoyl-phosphate synthase complex
Molecular function (GO): aspartate carbamoyltransferase activity; hydrolase activity, acting on carbon-nitrogen (but not peptide) bonds, in cyclic amides; carbamoyl-phosphate synthase (glutamine-hydrolyzing) activity
Source: RefSeq, a predicted model, not a curated record
UUCUCCUAGCAGGUUCGGCACACACAUGGCGCCGCUCGCUGUACUCCAGCUGGAGGAUGGAACCAAGUUCCCCGGCCGCCUGUUCGGGGCCCCGGUGCCCGUGUCUGGGGAAGUCGUGUUUCAGACGGGGAUGGUCGGAUACCCCGAGGCCCUGACUGACCCGUCGUACAGAUCGCAGAUCCUGGUUCUCACCUACCCGCUGAUCGGCAACUACGGCGUCCCGCCGGACCGGCUCGACCGGUUUGGACUCAGCCAGUGGUUCGAGUCGGAUCGGAUCCACGCGUCGGCCCUCAUCGUGGGCGAGCUGUCGGAGAGCCCCAGUCACUGGAGCUGCGAGAGGACCUUGGACCAAUGGCUGAAGCAGCACAAUAUCCCCGGCCUGGAAGGAGUGGACACCCGGGCCCUCACCAAGAAGAUCCGAGAGAAAGGGACCCUGCUGGGGAAGCUGGUCCCGGAGGGCGUGGACGAGGGCCACAUCCUGUAUGACGACCCGGGCAAGAGGAACCUGGUGCGGGAGGUGUCGCUGAAGGCGCCGCGGGUCUUUAACGCCGGCGGCUCUCUGAAGAUCGCGGCUCUGGACUGCGGCCUGAAGUAUAACCAGAUCCGGUGUCUGUGCCGGAGGGGGGCCGCGGUGACGGUGCUGCCGUGGGACUCCCCGCUGGACCCCGCCCAGUACGACGGCCUGUUCAUCAGUAACGGCCCCGGGGACCCCGUCUUCUGCCAGGAGACCGUGGACAACCUCAAACGGUUCAUGGCGGGGGAGAAGCCCAAGCCGGUGUUUGGCAUCUGCCUCGGCCACCAGAUCCUGUCCCUCGUCAUCGGGGCAAAAACAUACAAGAUGAAAUACGGGAACCGGGGCCACAAUCAGCCAUGCGUCCACGAGGGCACCGGGCGCUGCUUCAUCACCUCUCAGAACCAUGGGUACGCCGUGGACCCCGGCACUCUGCCCCCUGACUGGGCAGCUUUAUUCACCAACGCCAACGAUCACUCUAACGAGGGCAUCGUCCACCAGUCCAAGCCGUUCUUCAGUGUGCAGUUUCACCCGGAGCACCGCGCGGGGCCCACGGACCUCGUCGGCUUGUUCGACGUUUUCUUGGACACUGUGAGGGACGUAAAAGCCGGAGCUUCAGACGGCAAAACGGUGAAGGAGCGUCUGACGGAUCUCCUCGCGUACAGAGACUCGCCCCGCGUUGGUGACCUGGAGGCCUCCCGGCCGCGCAAGGUGCUGAUCCUCGGCUCCGGCGGCCUCUCCAUCGGCCAGGCCGGGGAGUUCGAUUACUCGGGGUCUCAGGCCAUUAAAGCUCUGAAGGAAGAGAACAUACAGACUGUGCUGAUUAACCCCAACAUCGCCACGGUGCAGACCUCCAAGGGUCUGGCGGACAAGGUGUAUUUUCUGCCGCUGACCCACGAAUACGUCACCCAGGUGAUAAAGAACGAGCGCCCGGACGGGAUCCUGCUGACUUUCGGGGGCCAGACGGCCCUGAACUGCGGGGUGGAGCUGACCAAGCGGGGCGUGCUGGAGAAGUACCACGUGCGGGUGCUGGGCACGCCGGUGGAGUCUAUCGAGAUGACGGAGGACAGAAAGGUCUUUGUGGAGAAGAUGGAGGAAAUCGGGGAGCACGUGGCCCCCAGCGAGGCUGCCUUCUCUCUGGAGCAGGCUCAGGCGGCCGCCGACCGGAUCGGGUACCCCGUCCUCGUGCGCUCCGCGUUCGCGCUGGGCGGCCUGGGCUCCGGAUUCGCCAACACCAAGGAGGAGCUGACGGCGCUGGUGUCGCAGGCCUUCGCCCACACCACGCAGGUCCUGGUGGACAAGUCUCUGAAGGGCUGGAAGGAGAUCGAGUACGAGGUGGUGCGGGACGCGUACAACAACUGCGUGACGGUGUGUAACAUGGAGAACAUCGACCCCCUGGGGAUCCACACCGGGGAGUCCAUCGUGGUGGCCCCGAGCCAGACGCUGAACGACCGCGAGUAUAACCUGCUGCGCGCCACGGCCAUCAAAGUCAUCCAGCACCUCGGCAUCGUGGGAGAAUGUAAUAUCCAGUACGCGCUGAACCCGGAGUCCGAGCAGUAUUACAUCAUCGAAGUGAACGCCCGCCUCUCUCGCAGUUCGGCUCUGGCCAGUAAGGCCACCGGCUACCCCCUGGCAUACGUAGCGGCCAAACUGGCGCUGGGAAUCCCUCUGCCUGUUCUCAGGAACUCUGUCACCAACUCCACCACGGCCAACUUCGAGCCCAGCCUGGAUUACUGCGUGGUGAAGGUUCCACGCUGGGACCUCAGCAAGUUCCUCCGGGUCAGCACCAAAAUCGGGAGCUCCAUGAAGAGCGUCGGGGAGGUGAUGUCGGUCGGCAGAAGCUUUGAGGAGGCCUUUCAGAAAGCCCUGCGCAUGGUGGACGAGAACUGCGUUGGCUUUGACCACACGAUUAGGUCGGCGUCGGAUGAGGAGCUGGAGACUCCCACCGACAAGCGUAUCUUUGUACUGGCGGCCGCUCUGCGCGCCGGUUACACCAUCGACCGUUUGUACGAGCUGACCAAGAUCGACCGCUGGUUCCUCCACAAGAUGAAGAACAUCACGGACCACCUGUCCACGCUGGAGAUCUACCAGCAGGAUGAGACCACCAUGCCACGGGACGUCCUCCUCCGGGCCAAGCAGCUGGGCUUCUCGGACAAGCAGAUUGCGCAGGCUGUGCAGAGCACAGAGUUGGCGGUUAGGAAGAUGCGGAAGGAGUGGGACAUCCGGCCCGUGGUGAAGCAGAUCGAUACCGUGGCGGCCGAGUGGCCUGCGCAGACCAAUUACCUGUACCUGACGUAUAGCGGUACCGAGCACGACUUGGACUUCCAGGAAGCGCACGUCAUGGUGAUCGGCUCCGGCGUCUACCGCAUCGGGAGCAGCGUGGAGUUUGAUUGGUGCGCCGUUGGGUGCAUCCAGGAGCUGCGCAAGAUGGGCUUUAAGACGAUCAUGGUGAACUACAACCCCGAGACGGUCAGCACGGACUACGACAUGUGUGACCGCCUGUACUUUGAUGAGAUCUCCUUUGAGGUGGUGAUGGAUAUCUAUGAGCUGGAAAACCCUGAGGGCAUCAUCCUGUCGAUGGGCGGGCAGCUGCCAAACAACAUCGCCAUGUCCCUGCACCGCCAGCAGUGCCGCGUGCUGGGCACCUCCCCCGAGGCCAUCGACUCCGCCGAGAACCGCUUCAAGUUCUCCCGCAUGCUGGACACCAUCGGGAUCAGCCAACCGCAGUGGAAGGAGCUGUCCGACAUGCAGUCCGCGGUCCAGUUCUGUAACAAGGUCGGAUACCCCUGCGUGGUGCGUCCGUCCUACGUGCUGAGCGGCGCUGCUAUGAACGUGGCUUACACAGACAGCGACCUGGAGACGUUUCUUAGCAACGCCGUGGCGGUCUCCAAGGAGCACCCCGUGGUUAUCUCCAAAUUCAUCCAGGAAGCCAAGGAAAUAGACGUGGAUGCCGUGGCAUGCGAUGGAGUGGUGGUUGCCGUGGCCAUAUGUGAGCACGUGGAGAAUGCCGGGGUGCACUCGGGAGAUGCGACACUCGUCACCCCACCUCAGGACAUCACACCUAAAACUCUGGAGAGGAUUAAGGCCAUCGUCCACGCCGUGGGACUGGAGCUUCAGGUCACUGGACCCUUCAACCUGCAGCUGAUUGCCAAGGAUGACCAGCUGAAGGUGAUUGAGUGCAACGUCAGAGUAUCGCGUUCCUUUCCCUUUGUCUCCAAGACGCUGGGUGUGGAUUUGGUGGCUCUGGCCACGCAAGUUAUAAUGGGAGAGGAGGUGGAACCGAUCGGACUGAUGACUGGCACUGGGAUAGUUGGCGUCAAGGUCCCUCAGUUCUCCUUCUCUCGCCUGGCUGGGGCCGACGUGGUCCUUGGCGUGGAAAUGACCAGCACGGGGGAAGUGGCCUGCUUCGGGGAGAACCGAUAUGAGGCUUAUCUAAAGGCCAUGCUGAGCACCGGCUUCAAAAUACCCAAGAAGAACAUUCUGCUGACCAUCGGGAGCUACAAGAAUAAGAGCGAGCUCCUGCCCACGGUGCGGGCCCUGGAGAGCUUGGGCUACACGCUGUGUGCCAGCUUGGGCACCGCUGACUUCUAUACGGAGCAUGGCGUCAAGGUUAAAGCAAUGGAUUGGCCCUUCGAGGAGGUGGACAGCGAUGGUCCUCUGAAGGAGAAGCAGGGGAGCAUCAUGGACCACCUUUCCGAGAACCACUUCGACCUCGUCAUCAACCUGUCCAUGAGAAACUCCGGUGGACGCAGACUCUCGUCCUUUGUUACGCGUGGAUACCGCACGCGCCGGCUGGCCGUGGACUACUCGGUGCCCCUCAUCAUCGACAUCAAGUGCACCAAGCUGUUCGUGGAGGCUCUGCGUCAGAUCGGAGCAACGCCUCCUGUCAAGACUCACGUGGACUGUAUGACGUCCCAAAAACUGAUCCGUCUGCCAGGAUUGAUUGAUGUCCACGUGCACUUGCGUGAGCCUGGAGCCACUCAUAAGGAAGACUUCUCCUCCGGCACGGCUGCGGCUCUGGCAGGUGGCGUGACCACGGUGUGUGUCAUGCCAAACACCAACCCAGCCGUCACCGACGCCGGCUCCUUCGCGCUGGCACAGAAGCUGGCAGAGGCCGGGGCUCGCUGUGACUUUGCCCUCUUCCUGGGAGCCUCCUCUGAGAAUGUGGGGUCCCUCGCCGCCGUGGCCAGCUCCGCCGCGGGCCUGAAGAUGUAUCUGAAUGACACGUACUCCCAGCUGAAGAUGGACAACGUCUCCGUCUGGAUGGAGCACUUUGAGAAGUGGCCCUCACACCUACCGAUUGUGGCCCACGCCGAGAAACAAACCGUGGCUGCCAUCCUGAUGGUGGCCCAGCUGUACCAGCGGUCGGUGCACAUCUGCCACGUGGCCAAGAAGGAGGAGAUCCUAAUUAUCAAGGCCGCGAAGCAGAAGGGCAUCCGCGUGACGUGUGAAGUGGCCCCUCACCACCUCUUCCUCUGCCUCGAUGACCUCGAGCGCAUCGGUGAAACGCGUGGCCAAGUGCGCCCCAUGCUGGGCACACGGGAGGACAUGGAAGCGUUAUGGGAAAACCUGGAUACUAUAGACUGCUUUGCCACGGACCACGCCCCUCACUCCGUGGAGGAGAAGGAUGGCCCCAAUGCCCCACCGGGUUACCCCGGCCUGGAGACCAUGCUGCCCCUGCUCCUCACUGCCGUCAGCGAGGGCCGCCUCACCGUCGAUGACAUCAUCAAGCGUUUGUACGAGAAUCCACGCAAGAUCUUCUCGCUGCCGUUGCAAGAGAACACCUACAUAGAAGUCGACCUGGAGCACGAGUGGGUGAUACCCCCCCACAUGCAGUUCACAAAGUCCAAGUGGACGCCGUUCCACGGGAUGAAGGUGAAGGGGGCCGUGCGGAGAGUGGUCCUGAGAGGGGAGGUGGCGUACAUCGACGGCCAGGUCCUGGUUCCCGCCGGCUUUGGGCAGGAUGUGAGGAAGUGGGCAGCACCCGCGGCUCCCCCCGUUGUUCCACCGCCCAGCAAAGAGGUUGUGAAGACCCCGGAGCGCCAUCGCCACGUCACCGUUCAAAGCGAGACCAUUCGCACCCGGGCCCCCAGCCCACGCCGAGCCGGCCCAACCGUAGAUGGUCGCUUCCAUCUGCCCCCCAGAGUUCACCGUUCGUCUGACCCCGGCCUGCAGGCUGAGGAGCAGAGAGAGAAGCUUCCCCGGAGAUCCACGGAACCAGAACAAGCUGGCCCCGAUGGUUACCCCCACCCUCCCCCCAUCCCCAGGAUCCUGUCCCCACAGGCCAUGUCCAUGCAGGGCGCCCCCCAUUUGCAGACCUCCCCUCUCCUUCACCCGCUGAUUGGGCAGCACGUCCUGACGGUCCGACAGUUCAGCAAAGAGCAGAUGUCCCACCUGUUUAACGUGGCUCACACGCUGCGCAUGCUGGUGCAGAAGGAGAGAAGUCUGGACAUUCUGAAGGGAAAGGUAAUGGCCUCCAUGUUUUUCGAGGCCAGCACCCGGACCAGCAGCUCCUUUGCAGCCGCCAUGUAUCGUCUGGGAGGCUCGGUGGUCUCCUUCUCAGAUUCCACCUCCUCAUCCCAGAAGGGAGAAUGUCUGAGUGACUCGGUGCAGACCAUGAGCUGCUACGCUGACGUGCUGGUGCUGAGGCACCCGGAGCCGGGCGCUGUGGAGCUUGCGGCCAAGCGUUGCCGGAAACCCGUGAUUAAUGCCGGAGAUGGGGUAGGAGAGCAUCCCACCCAGGCGCUGCUGGACAUCUUCACCAUCCGAGAGGAGCUGGGAACAGUCAAUGGAAUGACGAUAACGAUGGUUGGAGAUUUAAAGCACGGCCGGACGGUCCACUCCCUCGCCUGCCUCCUCACUCAGUACCGCGUCAACCUGCGAUACGUCACCCCGCGCAGCCUGCGCAUGCCCUCAAACAUCAUCCACUUUGUGGCUUCUAAAGGAAUUAAGCAGGAAGAGUUUGACAGUAUCGAGGAGGCCCUGCCGGACACGGACGUGCUGUACGUGACCCGGAUCCAGAAGGAGAGGUUCGGGUCCACAGAGGAGUACGAAAAUUGCUUCGGACAGUUUAUUCUCACCCCUCACAUCAUGACCCGGGCCAAAAAGAAGAUGGUGGUGAUGCACCCCAUGCCACGUGUCAACGAAAUCAGCCUGGAAGUGGAUUCGGACCCCCGCGCGGCUUACUUCCGCCAGGCUGAGAACGGCAUGUACGUGCGCAUGGCUCUGCUGGCCACCGUGCUGGGCAAAUACUGAGUUGUGGGAUUUGGAGAGACGGCGGCGUCCCCUGAGCGGCGGACCGAAGGAUUCCAGCUGCCGGAUCUGAACCCAUCGCCUGACCUAACCGAGGGCCCGGGGGGCCGCUGCCACAUGGAUGUUAAGCCCACUGUGACUGGACUCAUUGCCGAGGCUGAAGUGUACACAGGGUUGGGGUAAAUGGGGUGGGCUAUGGGGUAGGUUGUACAUACGUGCGGGAAUGCUGGCUUUUUAGGUCACGUAUGUUGCUUUUACCAGAAUCCUAUGCAAUCUAACGCACGGUUUGUAGAUCCCUGUCCUGCUGCUGGGUGCCCGCCUCGGGGUGAGGAACGGGGCGAGGGACGGGGCGAGGAAGCGCUGCUGGGGUUUAUAAUGUGAAGAUUCCGGGAUCUGAAUGCUUUUCUAAAUAAAGUGAAAUGCUUUUCCCAA